AUGCCAUAUCACCCUCCCGAAUUCCCAAACCAGCCAAAACUGAGUCGACCACCACCAGAACUUAUAGACGAUGAGGAGGAAUACGAAAUCGAAGAAAUUGUAGGAGAAAGAGACCGAGCAUGGAAAGGAUAUCCUGCUGAGGAAAACUCAUGGGUCACCUGUGCCCACCUUGCUAAUGCUGAGAAGUUGGUCAAAGAGUACAAAGCAUGCAUUCAAAAAAUAGAGUGGACCAAACAAAAGGAUGGAGUGAUGGUAGGGAAGGAUGAUAAAAUCCUGAAUCUGUACGACAUUCCCGACAGCUCCCAAGAGUGGCUGGAGGACAUCAAGACCCCAUAUGAUUCGGAACAGGAAACCUUAAAUCCACCACCCUAUGUUAUCCAUUUGGUAUAUUCAGAACAUCUGGCACCGGUUGCAAAUGCAUGUGCCUCCGAUGCCAACAGCAAUUUUGGGCACCAAUCCAUCACAUCCUCCUUGCUUAAAAGGGUACAAGAUACAGCUGCCCAAAUGGAUUGCGAGACCAAAGAAGGCAAUGCUCGAUACUUAUGGGAAAACAACCUGAAGGAGGAUAAAAUGUGGAAGCAUAUGCCAUACAAACCAGACCCAAAAUUUGAUAAUGACAAAGUCUGCCAGUAA
Molecule: messenger RNA, 633 nt
Organism: Desarmillaria tabescens
Lineage: Eukaryota; Fungi; Basidiomycota; Agaricomycetes; Agaricales; Physalacriaceae
Exons: 2
Coding region: 1-633 (210 amino acids)
Source: RefSeq, a predicted model, not a curated record